CCUUAAAAAUAAUAUUCGUACAGGGGCUCCAUGUGAUUGCCAGUACCCCUGUGAUAAGGUUUAAAGUCAAUGGCAAGACCCUAUCCGGGACACUAGGGGGCAUAAACAUCUUAGGGGUCCCCGGAAUUAAAUCUUUGCGACUACAACAACAUCUUAUCUCAGCCCUACCAUUAGAAAUCCUGGAGAUGGAGAGGCACCGACCAAUCGUCAAGAACCCGACGUCGUGGCGAUACAAGCCGAUAGGGACAAAAGAGCAUCUACGGACAUCCAUUGAAAAACUGCUACAAAGCCUUCAACAUCACGGCUGUAUAACAGAGGUGAAAUCUUCCACUUACCUCUCACCCGGGUGGGGCAUACCAAAGCUGGAGAGGCCAUCAGAGGCCCAGCUAGUGGUUGAUUACCGGCAGGGCAACCGCCGAUGCACCUUACUGCAAAUGCCUGCAAAUCAUACGAUCACAGAAAUCAUACAAGCCAUUACAAAGGCCCAGACGGGGGGUGAAUGGUGGGCAGUAAUGUUAGAUUUAAAGGAUAUGUUUUAUUCAGUCCCAAUAAUAGACAACCAAGGAAUAUUAAAUAUGUGUGUCGGUGGCAAGAUAUACGGAUGGAAUGUAUGCCCACAAGGAUACCAAAAUUCCCCAGCUCUUGCAACUGCUAUGAUGAAUAAUAGCAUCCAAUCUUUCAGAAAUAUCUAUGCAGGCACACAAGAAAUCAACAUCUGGACCUAUGUAGACGAUGUAGCAAUAAUGGGAUGUCACCGAGAAGCCAUAUACUAAGCAGCCAUGAACCUAAGGGCCCAUCUGUGGAGAGAAGGUUGGAAGAUAAACGAUGAGAAGUCCAUGAACGAACCAGCUAACAGCUUCAUGUUCCUGGGAACUCAUUUUGAAGAUACCCUUUAUUUUAACGGGCAAGUCAUCCUCAGCCUGUCGUCUAGCAGCCUACCUGGGGUCACCAAUAGUGCAAGAAUGGUGACAACUUUCACCACCAUCCACCUGUUCCUGCUCCUAAUUCAAGCAACACCAGAGGCGAGCACUGAGGAGGACCCACUACAUCGGAACUCUGUGCUCCAGAUGAUUGAAAUCUGGGCGAAUGCCAUCGGCCCGCAUCCAGAGGGGGUAACCGCUUGCAUCCCGAAGCCCGCAGCAAUCAAGGACAAUGUUCUAGAGGCGUAUGUUACUCCCCUUGAUAUUGCAAAAUGGUUUUCUGAGGUACGAGGACCAUUGUGUGGAACCUCUAUUUGUGGAGUCAAUGGUCCCAUACCUUGCCCAGGUUGCCAAAUAGUUUCUUUUCACAACUAUACACACAUAAGCAGGGGUAGAAUGACGACGUACUACUGGCCGUCAGGUCAAAUAACAAAGAAGAACAUCUCUAGCCUAAACUGUAGGAGCGGGGGACUAGGGAGUAACAAAGUAGAGCCAAUUGAUUGUCAUCGUAUCCCCUGGGGGGCUCGGAAGUGGGGCACCGAUGAAGAUCAAGUACAAUUCCUACCAUGGCAAGCCCAUAGUCUCCAGCCUUCAUGGUUCCUUUUCCUUAAUAGCACUCCUAUGCCAGAGGGAGGGUGGAAUGUAAGCAGAGGGGCAAAUCUCACUAUUUUCGACGGGAAACAUCAGCUGCUAAGUGCUUUCUUCCCAUUGAGACAAGCGGAAGCGCGGCAUUUAGAAAGCCGCAACCUAACACACCCCUACUGCCCACCUAGAAUCCAGGUCCCUUGGUGUCGUAGAAAGGGGCUACCGACCAAUGCACCCCGAGGACUCAUGUGGGCAUGUAACAACGGUGUACUAUAUACUGCUUUACCUGCUCACUUUGAUGGGGCUUGUUUAAUUGCCAGUGUGGAGCUCUGCCCACCUCUUGCCACAAACACUUCCAACCCAAACACUCCCUGGUUCGCACACGCUGAGGCCAGAGGAAAACGCUCCGCCACCACUUGGUCCAGAAUGACCUAUAGCCAACAAGUAGGCAAACGUUUUGAAUGGGUAACGGAAGGAUUGUUCGUGUGGUAUGUAGGAAUCAUGAGAGCCCGGGAGGCCAUUGUAAAAUUAGCAGAGGAAGUAGAAAUAGGCUUCAACGCCACCAAUGAAGCUCUAUUCCUACUAAAUAAGCAGUUACAAGAAACCUCAAGGAUGACUAUGCAAAAUCGACUUGCCCUGGAUGCUAUGUUACUUCAUAAUGGAGGAGUAUGCAAAUAUCUAAAUUUAUCUGAUGAGUAUUGCUGUAUUUCAAUUCCUAAUGUGACCAUACUGCUAACGGCUCAACUGGACUUAAUUAAAAAGGCCGCUAAAGGAGCUAAUGCCAUAGUGAAAGUAAGCAGUGGUUGGCUCACGGACCUUUUUUCCAGUUUUGGUUGGAGUUUUUCCUCGUUAGCAAUGCGCAUACUCGCCCCAUUAUUAACCCUGUUAAUACCUCUAUUCAGUUGUUUACUGUGUGUUUGAGUAGGAUGUUGUGUCGUUGAUUCAAUCAAAAAGAAGGUCAUAACACUAUCAGCCUUAGUUUACACUCAAAUACCUAAUCCUUCCGAAGACGAGGACUUUGAGUGUGUUUCUAUGACCAGUAUUAGAUACAUUAACGAUGUAUCCAUGUUUAAUCAUAUAACAAUCUGGCAGUAGUCAAGGGGGCAUGUCAGGAGGUAAUGUGACUCCACCAGAUUGUUGUGUAAGACAUUAAGUGACAUGACUACCCGUGACUGGUAUUCGGUGAUGCAGUGGCAGAGGAAUGUUACCUUAAUCUGCACUAUCAUGCGGACAGUGAGUGAUCGCUAGUAGCCUAACCAAUCAGAAGUUGCCCCUAGAGCGUGACUGGCCGGACCAGCAUGCUGAGGCCUCCAGAAUGUUCCAUCAAGGGGGAACCCUGAUUGGCUAGGGAGUCUAUAAAGGGGACUGCGCACCUCAGCGUAAGGUCCCCAGAUGCUCCCGAACUCAGGAAGACAGCCUGAUCACCUGUCUUGUCUGGACAGACCCCUAGGCCUCUAGCUAGAUUCCUAGCAUAGGCUACCACAGUUUAUAGCUAGACCAUGUGCAAUCUGGAACGCCCUGUGUGUUGCCCAACUAGGCAUCAUACUUGUACUGAUAGUAUUUUCGGCUGCAGUCAACCUUCAUGAUUCCGCUACCCAUCAUCUGUUCCUUCUCCGCACCACGUCGUCUGUGUCCACCUGCUACUGUAAAUAGUCCUUGUAAUUAGUUCCUGCAUUCAUCAACUCGUUAAUCAUCUUGUUGGUUUGUAAGUAAACUUAUGAAUUUUCUUCACCUAUUAGUUGUCGCGCUUUUUCCUCUCUCACACUUGGCAUC
Alligator mississippiensis (American alligator) is the source of this 3278-nucleotide messenger RNA. RefSeq lists its product as uncharacterized. The record is from RefSeq and is a predicted model, not a curated record. The transcript is spliced from 2 exons. NCBI's taxonomy places the organism in Eukaryota, Metazoa, Chordata, Crocodylia, Alligatoridae. The coding region runs from base 780 to 2426 and encodes 548 amino acids.